Molecule: messenger RNA, 243 nt
Organism: Rhizoctonia solani
Lineage: Eukaryota; Fungi; Basidiomycota; Agaricomycetes; Cantharellales; Ceratobasidiaceae
Product: oxysterol binding protein
Exons: 3
Coding region: 1-243 (80 amino acids)
Biological process (GO): tRNA wobble uridine modification
Cellular component (GO): cytosol; elongator holoenzyme complex; nucleus
Molecular function (GO): tRNA binding
Source: RefSeq, a predicted model, not a curated record
AUGAUAUACACGGCUUGCGCGCGUAUGAUCCACGCGAUCAAGAUGGUGGGCAUAGCCCCCGCCAUCGACAAUUUAUCAUUUAAUCUUCAGCUAUCGGACGCUCAGCAACAGGCAAGGGCAAGCGUACCACUUCCAUAUACUAAUGAAGGAAAAGCUCCAACGGGUGACAGUGAAAUUAUUUACAUUCCUGACCAAGCCGACGAUUUUGACGAUGAUGAUCCGGAUGACGAUUUGUAUAUAUGA